AUGUCGGGGCAGUGCGUGAACCCGAAGUAGAUGAGGAUCCACCGGCCAAAGAAGUCCUCGCUGGUGGCCGGUUUGUUGUUGUGGUCGACCAGCGAGAAGGGGCCGCCCAGCGCCGGCUUCCCGAUGGACUUGUAGCAGUGCAGCCCGUGCGGUGUCAGCGCGUGCCCGGGCCCGGCCUCCCCCCGCGUGAGGCUGUGGGUAAGGCCGACGGCCUGGUUCCGCAAAACUUUGCUGUUCAACAACCGGCAGCCCAGGCUGUGACGGAAAACACUCAGAGCCAUGUUUCACUCGGACCUUGACAGAACCGCUGCUGCAACCAGGAAGCGGUUACGAGUUUCAUAAAGCGAGAAACCGGAGUAGAAAAAAACCUACUGAUCUCCGGUCAGUUUUACAAACCAAAACGCUUUACAACUCCCAAUUUUUACGUUCAAACCGCUGAUCUUAGAUCAGCUAGGUAGACAUGUUAUUUAACACGGAAAUUACGUCACAAAUCUCUUCUUCUAUUAUCAAAUUAAACCACGUGCUCUCUGCUUCCCCCCAAAGGAGGGAACUGGUACUACAAAGACAACAGCAAACGAGG
Menidia menidia (Atlantic silverside) is the source of this 580-nucleotide messenger RNA. The record is from the annotation of a GenBank genome assembly. NCBI's taxonomy places the organism in Eukaryota, Metazoa, Chordata, Actinopteri, Atheriniformes, Atherinopsidae.